Molecule: messenger RNA, 3029 nt
Organism: Aplosporella prunicola CBS 121167
Lineage: Eukaryota; Fungi; Ascomycota; Dothideomycetes; Botryosphaeriales; Aplosporellaceae
Exons: 8
Coding region: 298-2814 (838 amino acids)
Biological process (GO): mitotic G2 DNA damage checkpoint signaling; mitotic DNA replication checkpoint signaling; DNA replication initiation
Source: RefSeq, a predicted model, not a curated record
UCGCUGCCCUUUUCUGACGAAUAGCGGUCACCACAAUACGUGACGGUGACGUUUUGCGCGGGGACGACCACGAAAAGAUGAGCGCUAUGAGGACAGAGAAUGUGGGGAUUGGCUGUGGGAAACGAUGGGCGCCUCCCGUCCGACACCGGGAGGGAAGGCAUCUCAGCCCACUCCCCGCCACGUGACUGACGCGUCCGACGCGCCUCGACUCGGCCAACACCGCCCGCGUUUUAGCACGUCUUCCACUCCCCCAACCUAGCAGCCCGACUCCACUUGGGUGUCUCUCGGCCUCACAGGAUGCCGCUCCCCGCUGAUCAGGCCAAGGCUCAGUCGCCGCUCGCAGGCGUCAUCCUGUGCUGCACCGCCAUCGACCAGGACCACCGAUUGGCAAAAUGGGCAAUCGAAAUGGGCGCUGCCCACAAGUACGACCUGACCUCGGACGUAACCCAUCUCGUAAUCGGCCACAUCUUCACGCCCAAGUACAAGUAUGUCGCCAAGGAGCGCCCUGACGUAAAGGUCGUGCUGCCGCAAUGGCUAGAGGCUGUUCGCGAGUCAUGGUUGAAGGGAGGGGAUACCGACGUCGCCGUCCUGGAAGAGACUCAUCGAGCGCCAACGUUUUAUGAUUUGCGUAUAUGUGUAACUGGAUUCGAUGACCUCUACCAAAGACAAUACCUUCAAGACAAGAUUACCGCGAAUGGCGCUUUAUACUCGGGCGACCUAACAAAGUCUGUAACGCACCUUAUCACGCGGAAACCGCAAGGCCAAAAAUAUACACACGCAAAGUUAUGGAAUGUCAAAACAGUGUCAUUGGAGUGGUUCACCGAAAGUCUUGCGAGGAAAAUGGCUCUGGACGAGUCUCUGUACGAUCCCGUGCUGCCCCCAGAACAGCGCGGUAUAGGUGCCUUUAAACUUGUGCCGGACGAAACAACACCCAUUGGAAAGCGAAUGCGCCCACCCGAGACGGGAGAAGGAGAAGGCCGACGGAAGCUAAGACGCACAGCCAGCACGAAGCUUGGAAGCCAAAGUUCGGCGAUAUGGAAUGACAUCGCGAGCGGCGGUAGCUUCUCUGCCAGACCGGAGGGGGAUGAUUUAUGGCAAGAGCUCAAGCCUCACGCCUCAACCGCUGAUAAAGCCGUAGCCCCGGAGAGCCGCGCUCCACUUCGGAAGGCCGCCAGCAUGGUUGAACUCAACUCGCAGAAUGCUCCCAUUGAACGUCCAGUGGAGACCCGGGGCAUAUUUGCUGGGAGGUUUAUUUACAUGCAUGGGUUCACGAAGGACCAGUUUGAUAUUCUCGAAAAAUUUCUAGCCGAUAAUGGCGCUCGAGUUGCAAAAAGCCCAGAAAGUCUAGAUCUGCUCUCUGAUCGAGAUUUGGACAUGGGUUUUGUCAUUCUCCCGUACAAUGUGACUCACGACCAGUUUGAAGGUGUCCCACAGCGCGCUCGAAAGCUAAACCAGGUCAAUGAGUGGUGGGUGGAGCUAUGCCUUCACCACAAAAAGCUCGCAGAUCCGAACGUCGAGAUGCUAUGUAGACCGCUACCCCAGCUCCGCACCCCUGUAUUUCGUGGUAUGACUAUCACCGUCUCUGGCUUUGUGGAUUUCGAUCGUUUGCAUGUUUACAAAGUUCUCAAACUCAUGGGAGCAACCUUUGCUGAAGCUCUGAGCCAUGACACAAAGCUGUUAAUCUGUGGUGCGUUCUCGCCAACCAGCCACAAGAUCAAGUUCUGUGUCGAUCAAUCAAUCCCUGUUGUAUCUGCAGAAUGGUUGUGGGCGUGUAUUGCCUCGGCUUCGCUGAAGCCAUUGGAUGGUUAUCAUCUCACGCCAUCGGGGCAGCAUUCCAGAGAUCCGGCUGUUCAGUCACACCCUCGUCAUGAUCCUGCACGGCCUGCAGCCGUUGGGUCAAAAAAGGAAAGGUUGCACACCCGCUCUUUGAACGGUGACAGAGCAGUCGCGGCCGCUCGUCCAGAUGCAGGCCUGACCAAGACGAACAAGGAUUCGAUCUAUGUGCCACACACUGCGAAACGCGCAGGACCAUUCUAUGACUCGGGCAGUGAUGGCGAGAACGGCGAUGUCGGGGCAGGCGUCUCAGCGCUCAAUGGCGCCACGUCCCAAAAUCCUCUCCAGGAGCUCUCGUCAUCAGCGCGGAACUGCCAGCGCAGGCACUCAUCAACGCUGCGCCGUGCGGAUACCGCGGCUGAUCUCAGAUCGGUGCGACAAACGAGGAGCCCGCCGCCGCCAUACUCAGCGACAACCGACAACCGCGACAAUACCAACCUUAACCCUAACCCGGCCUCUAACACAACAAGAACGGAAAGGGCAAACAUUCCGACCGAAUCCGGGGCCAGCUCGAGCAAUGCGGUCAGCUCAGCAAACGCUCCUACCCUCAAUGACACGAUUGCCGCGCUCAUAGCCCAGAAGAAGCAGCAGCAAGCCACUGCGUCGCGUCCCGGGUCUGCGCACUCGAGCACCGAGCCCGGCAACCACCGCCGCAAGCGCCAGCUCGGCCGCGCCCCGAGCACGACUAGCAACGCCUCAGCUGGCAGUUCCGCAACGCUACCACCCACUCUAUCGGAAGAGGGCGGCAACAAUAAGACGGGCGACGGCAGCACAGCAGUUGCAGCAGCUGCAGCUGACGGAAAGGCGUGGAGCGGGGCCGUGGUCGCGGAGCCGAGCCAGGCGCUGGCGUGGGGGGAUGCGGGAUGCACGCAGGAGGGGGGCGCGCUGAGGUCGGUGCAGGCGAUUGGGGUGGUCAGGGAUGUGGGAGCUGAUGAAGGAGUGGGCAGCCGUGUGGGGAGGCGCAGGGCGGGGCGGGGCUGAAAGCUUGUCUUCGGUCCGGGCAGGCCAUGGGUUCUGUUGGCUUUUUUGGUAGCGGAAGCGGAGGGGAGGGGUGAAGUGAGAGUUGAGGGCGUGAGUCAGGGUAGGGCAUGUAAGCGCUACGUGCUUUUUUGCAUGUGUUAGCUUUAGGGCUGGCUGCCUGGCUCGUGGUGGUGUACGACGGGCCGCAGGCGCAGCGCAGCAGCGCGCGGCGCAAU